UGUGUGUACAGCGGGGGACGCGCGCUGCCGGCUCCUGGGCUGGCGACAGAUUGUGCAGGAAUGCGAGGAAUGCACCAGGGGCUGAGUCCACACGGCCCUCCGCGGCUACACUAGCGCCUUUCCUCCCCAGCUCUCGCCGCGCAGCCAGAGGUCACCGGAGCAUCUUCAGAGCUGGAGGAAUGCCAGCUCCUGAGCAGGCCUCACUGGUGGAGGAGGGGCAACCACAGACCCGCCAGGAAGCUGCCUCCACUGGCCCAGGCAUGGAAUCCGAGACCACAGCCACCACUAUUCUAGCGUCCGUGAAGGAGCAGGAGCUUCAGUUUCAACGACUCACCCGAGAACUGGAAGUGGAAAGGCAGAUUGUUGCCAGUCAGCUAGAAAGAUGUAGGCUUGGAGCAGAUUCACCAAGCAUCGCCAGCACCAGCUCAACUGAGAAGUCAUUUCCUUGGAGAUCAACAGAUGUGCCAAAUACUGGUGUAAGCAAAUCUAGAGCUUCUGACGCUGUCCAUCCCAACAACUAUCUUAUCAGGACAGAGCCAGAACAAGGAACCCUCUAUUCACCAGAACAGACAUCUCUCCAUGAAAGUGAGGGAUCAUUGGGUAACUCAAGAAGUUCAACACAAAUGAAUUCUUACUCCGACAGUGGAUACCAGGAAGCAGGGAGUUUCCACAACAGCCAGAACGUGAGCAAGGCAGACAACAGACAGCAGCAUUCAUUUAUAGGAUCAACUAACAACCAUGUGGUGAGGAAUUCAAGAGCUGAAGGACAAACACUGGUUCAGCCAUCAGUAGCCAAUCGGGCCAUGAGAAGAGUUAGUUCAGUUCCAUCUAGAGCACAGUCUCCUUCUUAUGUUAUCAGCACAGGCGUGUCUCCUUCAAGGGGGUCACUGAGAACUUCUCUGGGUAGUGGAUUUGGCUCUCCGUCAGUGACUGACCCCCGACCUCUGAACCCCAGUGCAUAUUCCUCCACCACAUUACCUGCUCCGCGGGCAGCCUCUCCGUACUCACAGAGACCCGCCUCCCCAACAGCUAUACGGCGGAUUGGGUCAGUCACCUCCAGGCAGACCUCCAAUCCCAACGGACCAACCCCUCAGUACCAAACCACCACCAGAGUGGGGUCCCCACUGACCCUGACGGAUGCACAGACUCGAGUAGCUUCCCCAUCCCAAGGCCAGGUGGGGUCGUCGUCCCCCAAACGCUCAGGGAUGACCGCUGUACCACAGCAUCUGGGACCUUCACUGCAAAGGACUGUUCAUGACAUGGAGCAAUUCGGACAGCAGCAGUAUGACAUUUAUGAGAGGAUGGUUCCACCCAGGCCAGACAGCCUGACAGGCUUACGGAGUUCCUACGCUAGUCAGCACAGUCAGCUUGGGCAAGACCUUCGUUCCACUGUGUCUCCCGACUUGCACAUUACUCCUAUAUAUGAGGGGAGGACCUAUUACAGCCCAGUGUACCGCAGCCCAAACCACGGAACUGUGGAGCUCCAAGGAUCGCAGACGGCGUUGUAUCGCACAGGCUCAGUAGGUAUUGGAAAUCUACAAAGGACGUCCAGCCAACGAAGUACCCUUACAUACCAAAGAAAUAAUUAUGCUCUGAACACAACAGCUACCUAUGCGGAGCCCUACAGGCCUAUACAAUACCGAGUGCAAGAGUACAAUUACAACAGGCUUCAGCACGCAGUGCUGGCUGAUGAUGGCACCACAAGAUCCCCAUCAAUAGACAGCAUUCAGAAGGACCCUAGGGAGUUUGCCUGGCGUGAUCCUGAGUUGCCCGAGGUCAUUCACAUGCUUCAGCACCAGUUCCCAUCUGUUCAGGCAAAUGCAGCGGCCUACCUGCAGCACCUGUGCUUUGGCGACAACAAAGUGAAGAUGGAGGUGUGUAGGUUAGGGGGAAUCAAGCAUCUGGUUGACCUUUUGGACCACAGAGUGUUGGAAGUUCAAAAGAAUGCUUGUGGUGCCCUUCGAAACCUCGUUUUUGGCAAGUCUACAGAUGAAAAUAAAAUAGCAAUGAAGAAUGUUGGUGGGAUACCUGCCUUGUUGCGACUGUUGAGAAAAUCUAUUGAUGCAGAAGUAAGGGAGCUUGUUACAGGAGUUCUUUGGAAUUUAUCCUCAUGUGAUGCUGUAAAAAUGACAAUCAUUCGAGAUGCUCUCUCAACCUUAACAAACACUGUGAUCGUUCCACAUUCUGGAUGGAAUAACUCUUCUUUUGAUGAUGAUCAUAAAAUUAAAUUUCAGACUUCACUAGUUCUGCGUAACACAACAGGUUGUCUGAGGAACCUCAGCUCUGCCGGGGAAGAAGCUCGGAAGCAAAUGCGGUCCUGCGAGGGGCUGGUGGACUCGCUGUUGUAUGUGAUCCACACAUGUGUGAACACAUCCGAUUAUGACAGCAAGAACCUGUCCUCAGGAGGCUACUCUCCAGAUCAAAGGGCAAGUCUCCAAAAUUACAGAGGCAAGGCCGUGGCAACAUACGAAAAUAUCCUGAGAACAGAGUGGCUUGGAGUGACGGUGGAGAACUGUGUGUGCACUCUGAGGAACCUGUCCUAUCGGCUGGAGCUGGAGGUGCCCCAGGCCCGGUUACUGGGACUGAACGAAUUGGAUGACUUACUGGGAAAAGAGUCUCCCAGCAAAGACUCUGAGCCAAGCUGCUGGGGGAAGAAGAAGAAAAAGAAAAAGAGGACUCCGCAAGAAGAUCAAUGGGAUGGAGUUGGUCCUAUCCCAGGACUGUCAAAGUCCCCCAAAGGGGUUGAGAUGCUGUGGCACCCAUCGGUGGUUAAACCAUAUCUGACUCUUCUAGCAGAAAGUUCCAACCCAGCCACCUUGGAAGGCUCUGCCGGAUCUCUCCAGAACCUCUCUGCAGGCAACUGGAAGUUUGCAGCAUACAUCCGGGCAGCUGUCCGAAAAGAAAAGGGGCUACCCAUCCUUGUGGAACUUCUGAGAAUGGACAACGAUAGGGUUGUUUCUUCCGUGGCAACUGCACUGAGGAAUAUGGCACUAGAUGUUCGCAACAAGGAGCUCAUAGGCAAAUACGCCAUGCGAGACCUGGUCAACCGGCUUCCCGGUGGCAACGGCCCCAGUGUCUUGUCUGAUGAGACCAUGGCAGCCAUCUGCUGUGCUCUACACGAGGUCACCAGCAAAAACAUGGAGAACGCCAAAGCCCUGGCUGAUUCGGGAGGCAUCGAGAAGCUGGUGAACAUAACCAAAGGCAGGGGCGACAGAUCAUCUCUGAAAGUGGUGAAGGCAGCAGCCCAGGUCUUGAAUACAUUAUGGCAAUAUCGGGACCUCCGGAGCAUUUAUAAAAAGGAUGGGUGGAAUCAGAACCAUUUUAUUACACCUGUGUCGACAUUGGAGCGAGACCGAUUCAAAUCACAUCCUUCCUUGUCUACCACCAACCAACAGAUGUCACCCAUCAUUCAGUCAGUCGGCAGCACCUCUUCCUCACCAGCACUGUUAGGAAUCAGAGACCCUCGCUCUGAAUACGAUAGGACCCAGCCACCUAUGCAGUAUUACAAUAGCCAAGGGGAUGCCACACAUAAAGGCCUGUACCCUGGCUCCAGCAAACCUUCACCAAUUUACAUCAGUUCCUAUUCCUCACCAGCAAGAGAACAAAAUAGACGGCUACAGCAUCAACAGCUGUAUUAUAGUCAAGAUGACUCCAACAGAAAGAACUUUGAUGCGUACAGAUUGUAUUUGCAGUCUCCUCAUAGCUAUGAAGACCCUUAUUUUGAUGACCGAGUUCACUUUCCAGCUUCUGCUGAUUACUCAACACAGUAUGGACUGAAAUCAACCACAAAUUAUGUAGACUUUUAUUCCACUAAACGACCUUCUUACAGAGCAGAACAGUACCCGGGGUCCCCGGACUCAUGGGUGUAGCAUCAAGACGCCCGACAGAGGAACUUUUUCUUUCUAACCUUGUUUGGAUUGAGGUGAAGUCCGUCUUGCUGAUUUGAUGAUUGAAAUAUGAAAGUGAAGUGGAAGGAAUGAGUGAAGUGCAUUUUUUUUCUUUUUUGAGGAAUUAUCAGGGAAGUGAGGAAAUGUUUGGGAGAGGACUUUCUAAGCUCUAUUUAGUUGUUAGAUCUAAUUACUUGUAGAUUCUGUAGUCUGGUGAAGGUGUGGGUGACGUGAUGAGAGGUUUGAGAAAUGGGUGAAAUGAAAUGGGGGAUGUGUAGGUCAAAUCCAAUUAAAGAUGAUUUUUUUAAUGUGAAUAAAGUUAUGUUCUGAUAGUUUGUACAGAAAAAAUAAAAUGGAUGCCCAUGUUUUAUCGCUAUUACUAAAUGUCAAGAUUGUAUGCUAUUAUGUCUUGUAAAUUUCUUUUGUUGGUGUAAAUAUGGAAAUGCCACAUUGGUUAAGUGCCAUCAUUUGUAAUGCAGUGUGUCACUUGAAAAGAGAGUUGAAGAAACUGACAACUUCAAAAAGAAAUGGGAAGCCCAAGGAACUGUGAGCAAUUAAAAUCAAACUGCGACGUCCUUUGUCUCCACCAUGCAUAGUGUACUUUGGAAGCACAACGUCCAGGCUGGUACCGCAGCGCCAUGCCCAUUCCUCGCCUCGUUCAUAGGACACUUCACUGCCAUUUUCUAUGCACAUGAAAGAAAAAUAAAUGUGGAAAUUUCAUCCUUGGAAA
Callithrix jacchus (white-tufted-ear marmoset) is the source of this 4617-nucleotide messenger RNA. NCBI's taxonomy places the organism in Eukaryota, Metazoa, Chordata, Mammalia, Primates, Cebidae. The record is from RefSeq and is a predicted model, not a curated record.